AUGGAGGAGCUGGACGAGCGGACGCGACGCCUCAUGAAGACCAAUAGGAGGAUGAAGGACCUGCCAAUGGUCUCCGCCAUCGGGUUCACGGGUAAAAUAAAAGGUGGGCUGCAGCUGCAAGAAGACCGUGGCCUCGUGUAUCCCCUGGGCGUGGGUGUGGGCGUGUGGGACAGGGCAGGUGGCCGCCACGCUAUCCUACAUGGCCACACCCGCCCCGUCGUGGCCCUCGCCGCCUCACGCUCCGGCAAACUGAUUGUCUCCGCCCAGGACAGUGACCCUGGAUGCCAGGCGCGCGUGGUGGUGUGGCGCUACGAGGAGCGGCAGGAGUAUGGCAGCCACUACGUUCAUAGGGAGGAGGUGGCCGCCGUCGGAGUGUCAGCGGGCCAGGAGGAGUACGUGGCCAGCCUUGGGGGACUCUCCGAUGGGUACUUAGUCCUGUGGCACAUCGCCACCAAGAAGCCGAUCUGCAGUGUUCAGGCUGGCGAGCCGGGGCUGGGCGUCGCCUCCCUUCUCUGCAUGGCACCCCACACGCCCACACUGAUGUUGAUGGACGAGGCGGAGGAGUUUCUCUUCGCUGCGACAACCACGGGGGACGUGGUGAAGGUGCGUCUCAACAAGGCCUCAGCACUAGGCCUGCAGGCAAUGCUGGUGCUGCCCGGGGGUGACUUACUAGUGGGCGACGCGGGCGGAUCCGUGCGGGCGUACCGGCAGCUGCAGGAUGUGACGAAGGAUGGGCGUCCUGCAUGCCCCCCCCCGCCCCGCGCCCACGGCACCGUGAAAUACACGCACCCGAAGGACCCCACACGACCACUCCUAGUGCAGCUGGAUUCCGAGACGCCUGAGCUGGAGCUACUUGCAACAUGUCACUCAGAACCGAUCUGUGACGUCACGUUUCCAAGGUGA
This is a messenger RNA of Eriocheir sinensis (Chinese mitten crab), 903 nucleotides long. RefSeq lists its product as uncharacterized. Gene Ontology annotation, molecular function: protein binding. NCBI's taxonomy places the organism in Eukaryota, Metazoa, Arthropoda, Malacostraca, Decapoda, Varunidae. The record is from RefSeq and is a predicted model, not a curated record. The transcript has 7 exons. Bases 1 to 903 code for a protein of 300 amino acids.